CUUCAAAUAAAUAGUUUUUAUAUUAAUAUAUUAUUAAAAGCCGAUAAGCGAAGCAAACCAUGCUUUGCCUUACUUAGCAGUUUAUUUCGAUUGUCGCUUAAACUGCUCCGUUGAUUAUAUAAUCUGAAGAUGGAAUGCUUGAACUGGCAACCUGAUCAUCAAGGAUUAAAGCAAAUCCUUCAACUACUUAAAGAAAGUCAGAGUCCAAAUACGGAAACGCAGAGAGCUGUUCAACAAAAACUCGAAUCGUUAAACCAAUUUCCAGAUUUCAACAAUUAUCUUAUAUUUGUUCUCACGAAGCUGAAAAAUGGAGGAAUAGAUGAACCAACUCGUUCACUUGCUGGGCUAAUACUCAAAAACAAUGUUAAAGGAAACUACCACAAGUUUCCAAUUGAAUGCCGUCAGUUUGUUAAAGCAGAAUGUUUAUCUGCAAUUGGUGAUCCAUCUCCACUUAUUAGAGCUACUAUUGGUAUUUUAAUAACAACUAUUGCCCAGAAAGAGUUUGGUACUUGGCCAGAGUUAUUACCUAUGCUUUUGCAAUUACUUGAUAGUGGUGAUUAUAAUGUUUGUGAGGGUGCAUUUGGUGCAUUGCAAAAAAUAUGCGAAGAUCUUUCUGGUCAACUGGAUGGUGAAGGAAACGUUCAAAUAUUAAACAUAAUGAUACCUAAAUUUUUGUAUUUUUUCAAACAUAACAGUCCUAAAUUAAGAGCUCAUGCUUUAGCCUGUGUCAAUCAGUUUAUAAAUUGUCGUAGUCAAGUUUUGAUGAACAGCAUUGAUCAGUUCAUGGAGGGUUUGUUCUCUCUUUCAAAUGAUGAUGAUUCAGAAGUAAGGAAAAAUGUAUGUCGCGCAAUUGUAAUGUUGCUUGAGGUUCGCGUUGAGCAGCUCAUUCCUAAUAUUAACAAUCUUGUAGAGUACAUGCUUGUACGAACACAAGAUAGUGAAGACUCUGUAGCCCUUGAGGCAUGUGAAUUUUGGCUGGCGCUUGCAGAACAACCGAUCUGUAAACAAGUACUUCAUCCAUUUUUGCCAAGAUUAGUGCCAAUAUUAGUGAAUGGUAUGAAAUACUCUGGAAUGGAUAUCAUGUUACUAAAGGGGGAUGUUGAAGAAGAUGAAACAGUUCCUGAUAAUGAACAAGAUAUUCGACCUCGAUUUCAUAAAUCUAAAUCUCAUAACACAGAAGGAGGGGAAGAUAGUGAAGAAGAUGGUGAGCUGGAUGACGAUUCUUUGUCUGAUUGGAACUUAAGAAAGUGUUCAGCAGCUGCACUUGAUGUACUUGCAACAGUAUUUAAAGAUGAUCUGCUUCCUGUUUUACUUCCCAUUCUUAAAGACAUACUUUUUCAUCCUGACUGGGUAACAAAGGAGUCAGGCAUACUUGUACUCGGAGCAAUUGCAGAAGGCUGUGUUGCUGGUAUUAAUCCACAUCUGCCUGAAUUAGUUCCUUUUCUUAUCACUUCUCUUGGAGACAAAAAGGCCUUAGUGCGUUCUAUAACCUGUUGGACCUUAAGUCGUUAUUCACAUUGGAUUGUUAGUCAACCUCAUCAAAUGUAUUUGCAAAAACUAAUGACUGAACUUUUAAAAAGAAUUCUUGACAAAAAUAAGCGAGUUCAAGAAGCUGCUUGCAGUGCUUUUGCUACUUUGGAAGAAGAAGCUUGCACAGAACUUGUUCCGUAUUUAGGGUUUAUAUUAGAGACAUUAGUGUUUGCAUUUGGAAAGUAUCAACACAAAAACCUUCUUAUAUUGUAUGAUGCGAUAGGCACUCUUGCUGAUUCUGUUGGUCCUCACUUAAACAAAGCUGAGUAUAUCAAUAUGCUAAUGCCUCCACUAAUAGCUAAAUGGAAUCAACUUAAGGAUGAAGAUAAAGAUUUGUUUCCAUUACUUGAAUGUCUGUCAUCUGUGGCUACUGCUCUUCAAUCAGGGUUUCUUCCUUAUGCUGAACCUGUUUAUAACAGAUGUGUAUCAUUAGUUGAACAAACUCUAGCUCAAUGUUAUGCUGCUCAAAUGAACCCAGGUCAGUUUGAAAUGCCUGAUAAGGACUUUAUGGUUGUUGCACUAGAUUUAUUAAGUGGUUUAGCUGAAGGAUUAGAGGAUCAAAUAGAGCGCUUCGUAGCACGCAGUAAUAUUAUGGCAUUGUUAUUUCAAUGUAUGCAGGAUCCUGGUCUUGAAGUACGACAAAGUUCUUUUGCUUUACUUGGUGACCUUACUAAAGCAUGUUUUCAGCAUGUAAAGUUAGCUAUACGAGAGAUUAUUCCAAUACUUGGACAGAAUCUAAAUCCUGAAUGCAUAUCUGUUUGUAACAAUGCAACAUGGGCUAUAGGCGAAAUAGCAAUAAUGCUAGGUGCAGAAAUGAGUGAAUUUGUUCCUGUAGUUUUAUCACAGUUGAUCGUUAUCAUUAAUCGUCAAAAAACUCCAAAAACACUGCUUGAAAAUACUGCCAUCACACUCGGAAGGUUGGGGCUUGUAUGUCCAAGUGAGGUAGCCCCUCAAUUGGCUCAAUUCAUACGACCAUGGUGCACAUCUUUGCGAAACAUUCGAGACAACGAUGAAAAAGACUCAGCCUUUCGAGGAAUCUGUUCUUUGAUUGGGCAAAAUCCUGGUGGUGUUGUUCAGGAUUUCAUAUUUUUUUGUGAUGCAGUUGCAUCUUGGGUAAAUCCUGCUGCAGACCUUAAAGAAAUGUUUAACAGUAUUUUGAUUGGAUUUAAAAAUCAGGUUGGUGAAGACAACUGGAUGCGUUUUUCUGAUCAGUUUCCCCCACCAUUAAAAGAAAGACUAUCACAUCAAUACAAAAUUUAAUCCUCAAUAUAUGGUGAGAAAGCAUGUGUAGUCAAUCAAGUGAUACACAAGAUCUAAAAGAAAUUCUGUUGGUCUUUAUGCUAACUCUUACGCUUCGGGUCGGGGGGAUGGGACCUUGCAAAGUUUUUUUGACAAAACGGUUGGGCGGGUUGGAUCCCUAGGGUAUUUGAUAAUGGUUAUCAUACUUAAAUUUAAAAUACUUCUAAAAUAGUUAAACGGACACCCUCGGCUAUUAAUACUUCUAAAUCCUCGGGGUUACUGGAUUUAUGUAGUAUUACUCCAUAAUCCACUAUUCAAAAGAAAUGCAGAUUGCUUUGAAUGCAUAAGUUGCCGCUACUAAAAAUAUCGAAUGGUGUGGCGUAAUUUUCACACACGCAUCUUAUGUAUGUAUAUACCAAAUCAGAAUUUGUGAGACAUUUUUAUGAAUGUAAUUGUUUCGUGUUAUGUAAAUUUUUUUUCGUUAUUUAUAUAGGAAUUAACUUAAAUUCUUCUACGAUAAAAUGUUUCAAAUCUUA
Hydra vulgaris (swiftwater hydra) is the source of this 3305-nucleotide messenger RNA. Its product is annotated as transportin-1. Gene Ontology annotation, cellular component: cytoplasm; nucleus. Gene Ontology annotation, molecular function: small GTPase binding; nuclear import signal receptor activity. NCBI's taxonomy places the organism in Eukaryota, Metazoa, Cnidaria, Hydrozoa, Anthoathecata, Hydridae. Gene Ontology annotation, biological process: protein import into nucleus. The record is from RefSeq and is a predicted model, not a curated record.